AUGCACACUGAGGUUUUGGUGCAGUCCAUGUUGGUGCCGGUGUUGCUGAUUCUGCUCUCUGCCGUGGAGGACACUUUGUUGCAAUCAGUGAGCCAGGCGGGUGGCGUGUGUCGUCUGUCCACCGACUCCUCCCUGCGCCGCUGCCGCACAGCAGACGGCAAGAUAUGCAGUGGGAGGGGCAAGUGUGACUGCGGAGUCUGCGUCUGCACGGCCACCGAACCAGGGAAGUUCUACGGUCCCCGCUGCGAGUGCCACGACUGGGUCUGUUCUUCACAUAACGGGAAAACCUGCAAUGACCGCGGCUACUGUGACUGUGGGACGUGUGAGUGUGAUGACGGCUGGUUCGGAGACGCCUGCCAGUUCCAGGAAGAGUGCAACCUCCCCGGCAAGAAGAGCAAAGAGCUCUGCAAGAACCCACAGGGGGUGGUUUGCUCCAACAGAGGAACCUGUCACUGUGGAAGCUGCAUGUGCAACAAUGAGGGGAACACGGGCCUGGUGACCGGACGCUUCUGUGAGUGUGACGACAGCGAGUGUCUGGAUGAGGACACCGGAGAGGUGUGUGGAGGCCAUGGCCAGUGUUACUGUGGAAACUGUUACUGUGCUGCCGGUUGGCAUGGAGACAAAUGUGAAUUCCAGUGUGAUAUCAGCCCAUGGGAAAGCAAACGGCAAUGCACAUCUCCAGAUGGCAAAAUCUGCAGCAACAGAGGGACCUGUGUGUGUGGCGAGUGUACCUGUCAUGACGUAGAUCCCUCUGGCGACUGGGGAGACAUUCAUGGAGACACCUGCGAGUGCGACGAGAGGAACUGUCAUGCGACUUAUGACCGAUACACGGAUGACUUCUGCUCAGGUCAGGGCCAGUGUAAUUGUGGCAGGUGCGACUGCAAGGAGGGAUGGUCGGGCAGGAAGUGCGAGCAUCCCCUGUCCUGCUCCCUGUCUCUGGAGAGCAGUCUGAGGAAGUGUCGGGGAUCGUCCAAUCUGCCCUGCUUCGGACGAGGUCAGUGUCAGUGUGGACAGUGUACCUGUCAUCCACCUGGGGACAGUCGUGUUCAUGGCAAAAACUGUGAGUGUGACGACCGUCAGUGCGAGGACAUCAGUGGAGAGGUCUGUGGAGGUCACGGUUACUGUUCGUGUGGACGCUGCAUCUGCAAGGACGGCUGGUUCGGGAAGCUGUGCCUGUUCUCCAGGUCUUGUGACAUGAGCGACGACCAGAGCAAAGAGCUGUGUGAGACGUCAGACGGAGUCAUGUGCAGUGGAAAAGGUUCCUGUCACUGUGGCCAAUGCAUCUGCUCUCCCCAAGACUGGUGGGUGUCUGGAGAGUUCUGCGAGUGUGACGACCGAGAGUGUGACAAACAUGACGGCCUCAUCUGCACAGGGAACGGCUUGUGCAACUGCGGCAACUGCGAGUGCUGGGACGGCUGGACAGGGAACGCUUGCGAAAUCUGGGUGGGAGCAGAGUACUGA
Limanda limanda (common dab) is the source of this 1461-nucleotide messenger RNA. It is a transcript of the gene itgbl1, whose product is annotated as integrin, beta-like 1. Gene Ontology annotation, biological process: cell migration; cell-matrix adhesion; cell adhesion mediated by integrin. Lineage: Eukaryota; Metazoa; Chordata; Actinopteri; Pleuronectiformes; Pleuronectidae. The transcript is spliced from 11 exons. The coding region runs from base 1 to 1461 and encodes 486 amino acids. The record is from RefSeq and is a predicted model, not a curated record. Gene Ontology annotation, molecular function: integrin binding. Gene Ontology annotation, cellular component: focal adhesion; integrin complex; cell surface.